GAUUGUUUGGUUAGGAGGAAAGUAUGAGAAAGCAUUUCCAACUGUCUAAGAUACAUUUCUUCUCUAUUUUCUCUCUUGAUCUAGUUUUCUCAAGAGGAUGUCUAGCAAUAUAGUUCAACCAUUACAACAACCAAGUGGUGAAGAAAGGGAAAAGCAAGGCAAGGCUUAUUGGGAUGAUAUUACAAUGGAUGCUUUUAUCAAAGUUUGUGUGAUUGAGACUGUGACUAGAAAUAGACCAAAUUGCCACUUUAGCCAGUUGGGAUGGAAAAUUGCGAUAAAAACCUUCAACAAUUUGACUGGAAGAAACUAUCAAUAUAGGCAACUUAAGAAUAAAUGGAGUUCUCUUAAAAAGGAUUGACAACUUUGGAAUACCUUGAUUGGAAAAGAGACUGACCUUGGGUGGGAUCCUAUGAGACAAAUCAUCAAUGCAAGCAAUGAAUGGUGGGAAAAGAAAUUGAAGAGAAUCCUGAAAAACUAUAGGCCGUUUUGAAGAAUAGAUUGAGAAUGCUACGAGAAAUGCAUAGUUUUCCUCUUGAAAAACAAGGUUGCUUCCACUUAAUGAAGAAGAUAGUAGAAUGGAUUCACUUGUUGAGGAAGAUGGUUCACAUCAUACAAGAGAAAUGGUAGAAGAACACGAUCGAAUUGCAAAUCUUCUUAUAUCUCAUUGAUGUUUGAUUAUGACUCUAAUAUGAGAUGUCUAAGGCCCAAGUAUUCCUCCAAUGCCUCGUGCUCCUCCUAUGUGCAGAGCUCUUCCAUUUCGCACUUGCUGAUGUUGGCGUGGCAGCCCAAUACAGACCCCCAUAUCUACCCACAGCCUGUCUGCUCAGGAGAUACUGGCACAGCAGGCCAAUAUGCUCCCCCAUAUCUGCCAACUGCCUGCUAUGGCAACGAUGUGUCUAAGUUCCCAUCAAGCAACUUAUUCGCGUCAGCCGGAGAUGGGCUAUGGGACAAUGGGGCAGCGUGCGGCAGGCAGUACUUUGUCAGGUGCUUGAGCGCACAAACUCCAGGGACAUGCAAAGCUGGUCAGAUCAUAAAAGUGAAGAUAGUUGAUAGAGCCUCUAGGAAUGGAGUGAUGCUUGUUCUUUCUACUAUUGCAUUUGGGGCUAUUGCUAAUCCUUCUGCCGCUUUGGUUAACAUAGAGUUUACCGAGGUGUCAAUGCGGAUCUACGUCUCUGAGGGAGGUUUCUUUCUGCUAGUGAGGUUUCCAUUCUACGUUUCUCUUGUCCACUGCAAACUCUAAGCAAAAGCGACUUUUGAAUUUCGAUAAAGAUCCAGGCCAAUGGCUAGCCGUAAAGCACCUAAAUGCCAACCCACCAGAUUCAGUGUUUUUUUUUGGCCUAUACGCCCCGAUAGAAAGGUACUUUCUCUCUCGUUUUGGCCUAUACAUUUUGCUUGGUUGUUAGUUUUAAUGCUUCUUGUGCUAGAUGAAUUCAUUCUCUACAUAAAAUGGUUAUACAUGUGAAUGGUUACAUACUACACACACACUCAAGGUUUUAUGGCACCAUAUCAUAAUGUACGCAAUUAGUUGAAUGAUUUUCGUAGUGAUGGUGAAGCUGGAGGAAAAGAGGAGAUACUCAACCAAUGUCAUGCAAGAUUAAGAAAUGUCAUUGAACGUGCUUUUGGUGUUGUUAAGGCGUGUUUCCCACUAUUGAAGAGAAUGACACCUUAUUCGUUUACUACUCAAACAAAAUUUAUCAUGACAUGCUUCUCCAUUCACAAUUUUCUUCGACAAAUCUCAGUUGCGGAUAGAUUAUUUUCUGAAUAUGAAGUGGAAUUGGAGAGUAACAAUGCAAAUCAAAAUCAAAACUCAACUACAAGCAGUUUUUUUGCAGCAUCUGAUCAAGAAUUCAUGCAAUAGUUUCGAGACCAAAUCGCAAAUGAAUUCUUUCAAGUAUUUAAUUAACUUGUCAUUUUUAGCUUUUUACCAUCGUAAGAAAUGCAAUGUUUAGAUAUUAGCUUAUAAUGUGAUGUCUUUGGAUAUUUGAAACUAUGUACUUGAAUUGUUAUGUUUUUUCUUUAAUUUGAUUUGGGUUUUAUCAA
Molecule: messenger RNA, 2040 nt
Organism: Vitis riparia (riverbank grape)
Lineage: Eukaryota; Viridiplantae; Streptophyta; Magnoliopsida; Vitales; Vitaceae
Product: EG45-like domain containing protein
Exons: 9
Coding region: 668-1240 (190 amino acids)
Source: RefSeq, a predicted model, not a curated record